This is a messenger RNA of Atta colombica, 851 nucleotides long. Its product is annotated as probable small nuclear ribonucleoprotein Sm D1. The record is from RefSeq and is a predicted model, not a curated record. The coding region runs from base 270 to 641 and encodes 123 amino acids. Gene Ontology annotation, cellular component: U5 snRNP; SMN-Sm protein complex; U1 snRNP. NCBI's taxonomy places the organism in Eukaryota, Metazoa, Arthropoda, Insecta, Hymenoptera, Formicidae. Gene Ontology annotation, biological process: RNA processing; spliceosomal snRNP assembly. Gene Ontology annotation, molecular function: RNA binding. The transcript has 4 exons.
GAUUUAUCAUCUGGAGAUAAAAAGUGAACGUAUUAUUUUCAGAGCUAUGUAGUUUACAUCUACUUUGUCAGGGGUCAGUAGUGCGCGGCAACAUUUUGCGGUUACAGGUUUUGAGCUGUUGUGUCCUCUCUCAGAUUUCUAUGUUUCCUCAUGCAUCUUGUAUUCUUAGUAUUCUUACAUUAUGAUAGAUGGUAUUCUGCAAUCUGCAACAAUUCGCCGGCGGUAUCGAUAAAUCGUUUCGCUUGUGAAGUAGGUAAUCUAGCCGCAUUAUGAAGCUAGUAAGAUUUUUGAUGAAACUCAGUCACGAGACUGUGACGAUAGAAUUAAAAAAUGGCACUCAAGUUACCGGCACAAUUACAGGUGUUGAUGUUGCCAUGAACACACAUCUAAAAACAGUAAAAAUGACAAUAAAGAAUCGUGAACCAAUACAAUUGGAAACCCUUAGUUUACGAGGAAACAAUAUAAGAUAUUACAUUUUGCCUGAUUCAUUGCCAUUAGAAACAUUACUAAUUGAUGAUACACCGAAGGCUAAAGCCAAGAAGAAGGAAGCUGCGAGAGGUGCUGCCCGUGGUAGAGGACGCGGCGCCAGGGGCGGUAGAGGUGGUAGGGGUGGACGAGGUAGAGGGAGAGGCAGGCGAUAGUGACAUUCAACAUAUUCUUCACAUGUAUUUUCAACAUACACAUUUUUCUAUCUUUGUGAAAAGAAUCAUUAUUCUGCUAAUUUUAUAAAAAUGAAUCUAUGCGAAGCUGUUUUCUUGAUAUAGCCCUAUAAUAAAUUUCAAGAUAACGUGGACAUUCAUUUUUAACAGAUUUAAAUGUAGAGCAUACAAGCAUUCCGAUAUUUUAAUCUU